AUGAAUCUUGAAAAGUCUGAAAAAAAUGGGGGUUACUCUGAGAUUGAAGCUUCAGUGAUCAGUGAUAUCUCGGGGUUCCGCAUAGGAACGUUUCCUACUAGGUAUUUGGGUCUGCCUUUAAAUCCUAGCAGAAUCAGCUUCGCCACUCUCCAGCCAUUUCUCGAACGCAUCACCACUAAAUUGCACUCUUGGACUGCCAAGACUUUGUCAUUCAUAGGGAAAGUUCAACCAGUAUCCUCAAUAGUGUAUGAGAUGGCUAAUGUGUUCACUAACCAUUGCUGUUGGACCAUGGCAGAUUCUCAAAGAGUCUCUCCAAAUGUACGGAGCAUGAUCAGAGCAAGAGAAAGUGUGGCAGAGUUCUUGAGAUGUAGUGUUGGAGAUGGAUGUACCGCAAGCUUUUGGUACGACUAUUGGACAGAUCUAGGGCCACUGAUCUUGGAUUUGUGCGCUAAAGGUCCACAUGAUCUAAGGAUCAACCUUGAAUCUCCGGUUAUCUCAGCAGCGGUAGAUGGAAAUUGA
Molecule: messenger RNA, 519 nt
Organism: Brassica napus (rape)
Lineage: Eukaryota; Viridiplantae; Streptophyta; Magnoliopsida; Brassicales; Brassicaceae
Exons: 2
Coding region: 1-519 (172 amino acids)
Source: RefSeq, a predicted model, not a curated record